Acromyrmex echinatior (Panamanian leafcutter ant) is the source of this 3440-nucleotide messenger RNA. Its product is annotated as sosondowah. The record is from RefSeq and is a predicted model, not a curated record. NCBI's taxonomy places the organism in Eukaryota, Metazoa, Arthropoda, Insecta, Hymenoptera, Formicidae.
GACGUGGUGUGAGGGCUCAGUACCUGGAGGAUAUACACGAAAAGAAUGGUUUUUCUCAAGUAUCUAAAAAUUUUCGAAUCUAUCAGAAUGAUAUACCUAGGAAAAUUUUUAAAUACUUGAGUAAAAUCAUUCUCUUCGUGUAAAAAUCCAACGAAGGGGAAGCUAACGUACCCUCGUCCGCCGAUUUAAUUGAAAGUGAACGAACCGCAGCCGGUUCGUCGCGUCGCGCGUUUGCUUCGGGAGUGCCGUUAAAAUUAUCGGACUAAUGGACUUUUAACAAAACCCAUUUGAUGGAAUUCUAUUUCGGCGAUGGAAUCAUAUCUGCGACGUUUCGACAGGAAAGCGGAACUCUCAUUGAGACGUUGCUGAGGUGGUUACGGUCACUGCAACGCUCUCACGCCAAGUGCUCCGGGCACGAGGUGAUGCCGGCCGCGUAAUGUCACGCACUUCGUGGUGCGUGUUCGCGCGGUUUAGCAACUACUGUUGCUGUCGGCUAAUUGAGGACAAGCUCUGUCUGUCGGUCAACAGUUCGGCCCUUAGCGAUAAGAAGCGAUCGAUCGACUCGGAUUCUUCUCUGGGCCUGUAUUCGAUAACUCGAGUUAUGCAGUCGUUAUACAUAACGAUUACAUAACGAGUUAUAGAAUUCCGCCUUGGUGAGUCGUCCAAAAAGGAGUUGUAUAACUCUGGAUCAGGGCGCUCAUUUCUCUGUCAUUAUCUACCAGCCUAAAUCGCGUUUAAUCUGACUUGGUCAGAGCCUAGCUCUAGUAGUUUUUUUAAAAAAAACUAGCUUCGUGCCGAGGGGUUGGAUUCCAUUCCUGAAUUGUCUAGAUUGUUAGACAAUCGGUGAUGGUACCAACUUUACUCUUAUUAGAGGAGCUCGUCACGUCUACCAGUCUCUUGGAAAUCGCUCGAGGUACAGCACCACUUGUGUCCCACUAGAACUAGCAGUUAGGGCGUAUGACUGAGUCAAUUUUAAACAUGAUUUUGCGUAAAACAGAGGUGACGGACUCGAUACGAUCGAUUUCGUCUUCUUUCGUGUGGGGCUUAACUCUUGUUUGGCAUUCAUCGUGUGUUUCGCAAGUACUCGUCGACAUGUGAUAUUGAUUUCACCGAUCGAAAUGGAAAUCCUAUCAUGGAUUUUGUAAACGUGGAGUGCUGCAGUAUCGCGCGAAAGACUUUUAUUUAAAUAAUUAGUCCGCGCGCGAUUAUAGUAUAUUAUUCGCGAGUGUUCCACGCGAGUGUCCUGUGCGAGAGGAUGUCAACCCAAUUCUGAGAGGAGGAGGAGGUCUGGGAGAGGUAUCAAGCACCAGCGGAGCAACUUUAUGAUUUACUACUCAUGGAUGGAGAAUUUUUCGGUGGAAUACAUAAGGAGCAAUAGAGAUCGGUACUUUUGUGAUGGCUAUUUCGAAGAGCCGGAAUGACGCUGUAGCUUGUUCAUAUAGAUGCUUACACGUCGAAUGUCGAGAAUAGGCGAAUUCAAGAUGAGGAUAAGAGGGAAGCGGAGAGAGCAUAUGCGUCACGAACGCCGUUCGCGGCGAAGUCAGUUCAUCCAAGAUGGCGACGCCCAGUGAGUUGUCCCUCGAGGAGAUUCGCAACUAUUUGUUGGAAAACGGAGGCACAGCGCGCAAUCACGACCUGGUGAAGCAUUUCAAGCGGUUUCUGACGGAUCCGGAAACACGAGUCGAGGCGAGGAAUCGUUUCAAGGAGUACGUCAACACCUUGGCUACUAUAAAGAACGAGGAGGGUGAAAAAUACUUAGUUCUCAAGAAGAAAUAUCGGCAACCCUUUUUGGACCUUUCACCCCCUAAGCAAGCGGGAUCUCCCCUCGCCACCUCCAAUUUAACCACUCCGGUUUCUCCUCUACGCGAGCCUCCACCUUACCGGCCUCCACCCCCGGCACCUCUCAGUCCAUCCUCAAGUAAUUCUCACGUGAGCCUCGAAGAAAGCGCGACGCCGAUAUCCACGCGUGAAAAAAAUGACGAAUCGGAGCCUAGUUCGUCAAUGUCGUCACCACCUGUUCCACCGCGUCGCAAAAGUCAAGACAAACUCAAGGUGGAAAACAAGGAAAACGUUGAUAGAAACCGGAACAGCUCCUUGGAAGCCGUCAUAAAGGAAGAUGAAGCAAUAAUUACAACAAAUUCCUCCUCGGCUGAGCAACUCAGCGUUCGUGAACGAAUGCAACGCUUCAAUCGAAUGGCCAGUGAGACCGAUCUUCAUGUCCGGCAUAACGAUGCGACUAUACCUGCUAGAAAACGAACGGAUAAAGGCGCCGACGAGGAUGACAGCGCUUCCGUUGCCUCGCAACUGGAUGGAAAAUCGCGAGAGUGGCUGGUCAGAGCAUCGCAGGGGGACUAUCAAGCACUGGCGAAGCUUGCAGCCGAGGAACCUCGUCUCACCAGGCUCAAGGAUCCGACUUCCGGCUAUACAGCUUUACAUUGGGGAGCUAAACAUGGUAACGAGAACAUCGUUAAAUUAAUAGCGGGUACUUACAAAGACUACAUCAAGAGUGUCAAUGAAACUACGAAUGGGGGAUACACACCUUUGCAUAUCGCUAUGCAAUUUGGCCACGAGAACAUAUUCAAUCUCUUAGUUCAAGUAUACGGCGCGAAUCAGGACAUUCGUGACUACAGCGGUAGGAAGGCCAGACAGUAUCUAGCCUCGCAAGAGGCGGCAGUCAGCCAGGACACGUUCCACAAAAUAAAAGCAAGGAAAAAGCAUGCAGAGAAAGAUCUUGGUUUCCUACGAAUUGGCUCGUUGAACGUUCGCGUGAAACGUACUACGGAAGCCUUCAGCCAAUUCCUGGGUGUGGCAACCAGCAGUACGACUAACAACAACAACGAGAAGAUUCAUAAAUCGUGGGGAUCCGCAGAUAACGUUCAGCUGGAGCAGAAGUUGAUGCCACCGCCGAAGUACGCGCCCAUCAAGAAGCGCAGGAGCAGACGGCCGCAGGAUUUCGGUUCAUCGCAGGAGCGGCAGCAGGUCGCCAGUCAACCAACCACUCCGUUGCUGCAAGGUAAGAUGAGCCGACCGAAUCGGACUGUUCAGCGUCGACCAACGUCUACGACAUCGAUCAACUCCAACUCCAUCGCGUCUGGUGGCGUCCAGCAAAACGGCGAUUCCGACUCCGACACGACGUGCGGUUUCGAUUCCGCGUGGAGAGGGUCGGCCCAAUUGUAACUAGCUUAAUUCGUUAUUCUAGAUAGCGUCGCUCAUGCUUAUUCGACUGCACAAAACAUAGGAAAGCUUAGGACUUAAAAAGCUUUAGGGAUCGACAGUAUCUCUAACAAUUCUUUCAAAAAUGGUGAAAACGAAGAUCUAUAUACACGAUUCUUGCCAACGAUUGCACUUACGUUAAAGACUUUUUAACUUUACACAAAACAAUAUUUAGAAAAUUAUUUUUCUUGAAUUCUUGUUUCGCAGGACCUUAUUGUUUAUGACAC